This is a messenger RNA of Purpureocillium takamizusanense, 757 nucleotides long. RefSeq lists its product as uncharacterized. The coding region runs from base 173 to 628 and encodes 151 amino acids. The record is from RefSeq and is a predicted model, not a curated record. The transcript has 3 exons. Lineage: Eukaryota; Fungi; Ascomycota; Sordariomycetes; Hypocreales; Ophiocordycipitaceae.
AAGCAGGCGGUUGUGUCACCGACGGAUCGUCCACUCGACGACAACUCGCGAUAGUCGUCGGCGCCGACGACAGCGCCAAGGGCUCCCGAGCGUGGUCCGCUUGCUCGCACGAAUACCCUACGCGAAUAGGCUCCCCCAUUCGCAGUCAGGGCAGCGCUCGACCUCGCCCAUCAUGGGCUCAUCGGUGUCUCUCUUCAAGACCCUCCUCGUCCCCGCUGUCAUCUCCCUCAUCAUCUUCCUCUUCCUCACCUUCGUCCUCGUCCCCGUCUGGCGCCGCUACCGCAACCGCUACUCGCAGUACCUCCCGCUCGACUCCAUCUCCGACCGCACCUCAUCGUUACGCCACCGCAUCCUCGGCCGCUUCUCUUCGCUGAAUCCCCUGGGCCACUUCCUCAGCGGCAGGCAGCAAGUCGUCUUCGCCAGCGGCGCCGCUGGCCUAGGCGCCGAGUCGGGCGCGGACGACGAGGACGGGGAGGAGCUGGGCGACGUCGACGAGGCGACGUGGCGCGCCAUCGAGAGGCAUGUUCCGUCGGUGCAUACACCGGAUAGCACAAGGCGGUUGAGCAGAGAUCUGGAGGAGGGUUUUAUGGACGAUAGCGACGACGAACCAGACCGCAGACUAGCAUGACACAGCGCGGCGAUGGAACAAGAAAAGUAUCGAAUCAUUGUGACCGCAUAGAUAGUUUUGAACCAGCGUAGUUAUAUUGCUAUCCCAUGGGCUUAUAUCACGUUUGUGUGCAAUGACAUCAACUUGAUC